This is a messenger RNA of Corythoichthys intestinalis (scribbled pipefish), 1115 nucleotides long. It is a transcript of the gene ntmt1, whose product is annotated as N-terminal Xaa-Pro-Lys N-methyltransferase 1. Gene Ontology annotation, cellular component: cytoplasm. Gene Ontology annotation, biological process: N-terminal protein amino acid methylation. Lineage: Eukaryota; Metazoa; Chordata; Actinopteri; Syngnathiformes; Syngnathidae. Gene Ontology annotation, molecular function: N-terminal protein N-methyltransferase activity. The transcript is spliced from 6 exons. The record is from RefSeq and is a predicted model, not a curated record. The coding region runs from base 235 to 900 and encodes 221 amino acids.
AGCAAGUUAGUGAGAAAGGGAAACACUGCCACGAGCCUACGUUCUUUGUUAAUGUUUGUAAAAUAUCCACAGAGCCAACGCCUGAACCCGCCAAAACUCCCCCAACCCAAACCUGUCGGCUGUCAGAAGACUUUUAUCAGAGCAAUAGGGAGAGAAGGGAGUUGGCAACCCUACCUACAUGCUAACCAGCAUUACCAGCCCUGAUUGGACAAAGAGCCAUCGCAGAUUACAUGGAUGGAUGACACAUCGGGAGAAACAAAUUUCUACUCCAAUGCUGAGGGCUACUGGAAGGAGGUUCCGCCCACGGUGGACGGCAUGCUAGGAGGCUAUGGAAACAUCUCUGGCAUCGAUAUAAACGGUUCCAAGGCUUUCCUUCGCAAAUUUCUCGGAGAAGGCGAAGGAAAGACAAGCGCAGGCAUCGCCCUGGACUGCGGCGCAGGCAUCGGGAGGAUCUCCAAGCGACUUCUGCUUCCUCUUUUCAAGACCGUGGACCUUGUGGACGUGACACAGGAAUUCCUGGAUAAAGCUAAGACGUACCUGGGAGAGGAAGGCAAGAGAGUGGGCAACUACUUUUGUAGUGGCCUGCAGGACUUUGUACCGGAGAGUGGGCGUUAUGAUGUCAUCUGGAUCCAGUGGGUGAUCGGCCACCUGACCGACAACCACCUGGUGGAGUUUUUGCGCCGCUGCCAGAAAGCGUUGCAGCCCAACGGCCUCAUCGUCAUCAAAGACAAUGUAUCAUACAAAGGAGUAGUUCCGGAUGAGGUGGACAGCAGUGUGUGUCGAGACCUGAAAAUAGUCCGCAGUCUGGUGAGCAGAGCGGGUCUAAGCAUCGUUUACGAGGAGCAACAAGUGAACUUCCCGAAGGAGAUCUACCAAGUCCACAGUCUGGCACUCCGAUAAGAAGUUCUCCUCCAUUUGCAAAGUGCCAUUUCCGAUUUAGUAUUUAACAAGAUAUUUCCUGUCAACAGUUCUGAAUUGAUGUAUACUUGUUGAUGCAUCGUUAAGUAUAUUUCGAGCAUCAAUGUAGAGAUCUGCGUCAUCUCUUGUGACUGAAAUUUGCUGCUGGCAAACCCAUGUGUACAAUGCAACUUUUGACUAAAUCCUUUUUGAAAUAA